AUGCCGCCAGGGAGUACGCCCGCACCACCACGUCUCCCCACCUCUGUCGUCACGCUCGAAGAGCACUGCACCUUUCUCGGUGUCGGCGACGAAACGCCAUUCUACACCGAGAUAUGGAAGACUUUUCCCGACAUGCGCGCACGUCUGUUGGACAAGUCGACGCGUCGCCUGGCCGACAUGGACGAGGGCCACGUCUCCAUCCAGGUGCUCUCCCAACUCCCGGGGGUGGGCAACGAGGACCCCGAAGGGUGCUCCAAGGCCAACGAUGAGACGGCCGAGGUCGUGCGCGGCUCCCACGGGCGACUCGCCGGCUUCGCGGCUCUGGCCAUGAAAUACCCCGGCCGGGCGGCCGCGGAGCUCGAGCGGGCCGUCACGAAACUCGGGCUCGUCGGCGCCAUGAUCGACAGCCACCUCCCGGACAGCGACAUGACGCACUACGACGACGAAAAGUACUGGGUCGUCUUCGCCACGGCCGAGAAGCUGGACGUGCCAAUCUACAUACACCCGUCGCCCGCGAGUGACGAACUGAUGCGGUCGAGGUUCGAGGGCAACUACAAACAGGCGACGGCCGAGGGGCUGAUGACCGGCGCCUGGGGUUGGCACGAGGAGCUCGGUCUGCACGUCGUCAAGCUGUACGCGGCCGGUCUUUUCCAGAGGCACCCCAACCUGCGCAUCGUGAUCGGCCACAUGGGUGAGAUGAUCCCCAUGAUGAUCGACCGGAUCGACAGGCUCAAGUUCUUCAAACGCGGCGGCGUGGUGGGCAAGUUCAGGGACGUGUGGGAGAAAAACAUCUGGGUCACGACGAGUGGCAUCUUCAGCGUAAGAACGUUGGAGAUGUUGCUCAAAGUUACUCCUUUGGAGAGGGUCAUGUAUUCCGUGGACAGUCCCUUCGAACCGAGUGCCCGGGGUUGGCAAUUCAUCGAGGAGGUCGCGGAGAGCGGUAUCUUCAGCCAAGAUGAGCUUGAGAUGUUUGUGAGUGGCAAUGCCAAAAAACUGUUAAAGUUAUAA
Molecule: messenger RNA, 1008 nt
Organism: Exophiala oligosperma
Lineage: Eukaryota; Fungi; Ascomycota; Eurotiomycetes; Chaetothyriales; Herpotrichiellaceae
Exons: 1
Coding region: 1-1008 (335 amino acids)
Biological process (GO): secondary metabolic process
Cellular component (GO): cytosol; cytoplasm
Molecular function (GO): carboxy-lyase activity; hydrolase activity
Source: RefSeq, a predicted model, not a curated record